This is a messenger RNA of Amphibalanus amphitrite, 1911 nucleotides long. RefSeq lists its product as uncharacterized. Bases 148 to 1662 code for a protein of 504 amino acids. The record is from RefSeq and is a predicted model, not a curated record. The transcript has 2 exons. Gene Ontology annotation, cellular component: SCF ubiquitin ligase complex. NCBI's taxonomy places the organism in Eukaryota, Metazoa, Arthropoda, Thecostraca, Balanomorpha, Balanidae. Gene Ontology annotation, biological process: SCF-dependent proteasomal ubiquitin-dependent protein catabolic process.
UGCAGAGAUGUGCGAGCCUCCGUCCGGGACAUACCGAUUGGAGGGCAUGCAGCCAUUCCGCGGAGCCUCACAUAGAAGUCAGAGACACCCGUCAGUAGCUUUAGUUGCGACCUCGAGACGGCGUCCACGCGCGGCCAGGUGGUGGCGAUGCCGCCGCGCCGCCAGCCGCCGGCCCUGUACCGACUCUGCCUGUCCGAGGCCGUGCUGUGGCUGUGGUCGGCCGCCGACGCCGUCUGGCAGGCGGCGCUGCUGCCGUCGGCCGGCGCCGCCGCCGCCGCCGACGAUGAGCUGCAGCUGGUGCUGCGCUCGGCGGCGCUGCGCCGGCUGCGCGCCGCCCUGCUGGCCCGUCUGCCCGGGCCGGGCCUGCAGGCGCUGCUGGACGAGACGCUGCGCGACGGCCUGCUGCCGGCGCGGGUGCGCGCCACGGCGCUGGCCGCGCUGCUGGCGCCCGGCGUCAGUCGGCUGGUGACGGGCUCCCUGCCGGAGCGGCAGCACGCCGCCCUGAUGGCCGCGCUGGCCGACGGCGGCGGCUCGCUGGCGCUGCUGGACCUGCGCGGCGCCUGGCUGGCCCAGCCCGAGCUAGAGCGGCUCGGGGAGCUGCUGCCGCAGCUGCCGGCGCUGGAGCAGCUGGUGGUGCCGCACGUGGCGUCAGACCGGCUGCUGCAGCAGCUGGCCGGCAGCUGUCCGCGGCUGCAGCUGCUCGACGUGUCCAUGUCGCGGGAGGUGACGGGGGCGGGCGCCGCGGCGCUGGUGGCCGGCGGCGCGCACCGCCGGCUGACGGUGGUGCGGCUCGGCUGCCCGGGCCGGCGCGGUGACGACCCGUCGGCCGGCGUCGCCCUGCUGUCCGCCCUGCCGCGGCUCGUCUGUCUCGGAGAGAACGAGCACGGCGCCGAGUGUGUGCUGGCGGCGCGGCGGCGCGGCGCGAUCGCCACCUGUCGGCUCACCUACCUGCACGCCUGCGUCACGGACCGGGCGCAGAUGGCCGAGCUGACCGCCGCCUGCCCCCACCUGCGCGGCCUCUACCUGGACUCGCCGCACGAGGACGCCGUGCCGCUGCUCCGCCGGCUGGCCGCGCUGCAGAAGCUCAAACUGCGCCGGGCGCCGGCGGCGGCCGUGACGGCGCAGCUCGGCGGACGGCUGGUGUGGUUGGAGCUGCUGCAGCCGCGCGGCCCGCUGGACCUGACGGAGCUGGCGCAGCUCACGCCGCGGCUGCAGAAGCUGGAGCUGGUGCAGGCGGAGCUGGCGGCGCCGGAGGAGCCCCCGCUGCCGCCGGGACCGGCCGCCGGGCUGUCGGCCGGCCCGGCGGCCUGGCCGCACCUGCUGGAGGCGCGCCUGCUGAUGACGGCCGCGCCGGCCGCCGCCUGGGAGCUGCUGCUGGCCGCCGAGCGGCUGCAGCGGCUCACCGUGGACGGCGCCGAGCAGCUGACGGACGCGCAGCUGGUGCGGCAGCUGGCGGCCGGCCGGUGCCGCCAGCUGCAGCAGCUGUGGCUCGGCUGGGCGCCGCAGCUGCACGUGCGCGGCGUUCGGGCGCUGCUGGACUCGUGCCCGCAGCUGAGCAGCCUCGGAAACGUGGAGGGCAUCGCCGUGGAGCCGGAGGUGUGGGAGCAGCUGCAGAUCGAGGCGCUGAUGGAGAACCUGGACGUGACGUUCACCACCGGCUAACGUCACACUGACUUCAGUGAUGCUGAUGACGCGCCAGGGCGGUCACCUAGAUGCUGCCUCCGUCUUUGAUUCCAGUGAUACUCGACGACCUCUGGGUGAUAAUUAUGCAGUGAAGGGUGGACGGUUGAUCAAGCUUCGUCUCGCUCGCUUUGAAUGGCUCUAGGAUCUGAUGCCGAAUGCGGAGAGGACUGCACUGACAAUGAGUCGUCCUUAGGCGGUCGGGGACGAAUAUUGCCGGAUUGACGAGAG